AUGGCUUCACUUAUUCGGUGCUCAGUCAGUUCGCUUCUCUCCACUCGUCUGGUCUCAAACAAACUCGUAAAUAUCCCACCCCGUUUUGCCAGCACUCACUUCGGCUAUGAGACCGUGGACGAGAAGGAAAAACAGUCCAAGGGUAAUUUCUCAAAUGCUCUCUCGCAAAGUGGUUUUUAGUUGACAAGGUGUUUACCGGAGUAGCUGAAAAGUACGAUCUCAUGAACGACGCUAUGAGCGCUGGCAUUCACAGAAUAUGGAAGAACCUUUUUGUUCACAGCAUCAUGCCAACCUCAAACCUCAACUGUCUCGAUGUUGCUGGGGGAACAGGUAAGUCACCCGUUGCCGCCACUUUCUCGUUAUGCCCUCCUCUAGGUGAUAUUGCGAUUCGAAUUGCCCGUUUCUCAAAAAACAUAAACGAACAACAUCAAGGUGGGAAGACCCUACCGAAGAUCACGGUGUGCGAUAUAAAUGACUCCAUGAUGGAAGUAGGAAAGGCCAAGGCAAAUGCACUCAGGCUAACCGAAAGUAACCACUGUUGCACUUCAUUCUGUUCUUUAACUCCUUUCAUCCAUUAAACCUACAUUUUUUGCCCUUCUGUAGUUGAAUGGGUCCAAGGAAACGCUGAACACUUGCCUUUUGGUGACAACAUGUUCGACUUGUAUACAAUAGCCUAUGGCAUAAGAAACUGCACGCACAUUGAUAAGGUACAGUUGGUUAAUUUAUUUGGUAACCAGCCAAUGGGAUUUUAGGUCCUUGAGGAAGCCUGUCGUGUCCUAAAACCCGGAGGACGUUUCUGUUGCCUUGAAUUCAGCAGGGUCAGAAACCCGCUUCUUCGCAAGUAAGUUGCUUUCUCUCGAAUUUUGACUAAAACGUACUUAUAAUGUGUCAGUACAUCGUCUAUUUCUGCCUAGGAUUUAUGAUGUCUACUCGAUGCAACUGAUUCCGGUCAUGGGUCAACUAAUUGCCGGCGAUUGGCAUUCCUAUCAGUAUUUGGUAGAGAGUAUUCGUCGUUUUCCAGACCAGGAGGAGUUCGCCAGCAUGAUCGAGGACGCUGGGUUCAGAAGCGUGAGGUGGACUAACUACACUUUCGGCGUUUCGGCCGUCCAUAUUGGAGUUAAGUAG
Molecule: messenger RNA, 1125 nt
Organism: Spirometra erinaceieuropaei
Lineage: Eukaryota; Metazoa; Platyhelminthes; Cestoda; Diphyllobothriidea; Diphyllobothriidae
Source: the annotation of a GenBank genome assembly